UCUUGCCCAGCAAGGUAAGAAAUGUAACGGCAUCCUGCUAUGUAUAAGAAUAUCAGCACUGAAACCACCCUUUUUGUUGAUUUGUUCACUUUUACCGUUAAUUGACAUAUCAGACUAAAGUCCGCCAUGAGUUUGAAUAUAAAUUAACCGUGUAUUUUUACUGUUUGACGAUGUUAUUGAGGUGAAGCUAGCAUGCUAUAGAGGAGUUGACUGUUAGCCUGGCAGGACGAGCAUUAGCUUUUCUGUUAGCUGUUAAGCUCAUUUGAAAAUGUAUGUUAUGUUGGUAAUUUAUUAUUUCAGAGUCUUACUUAGUUUAACUUGACAGUUGUGUUUUUUUUUCAUUUAUGUAUUAUUUUUAAAUGUUAAUUAUUGAGUGAAAAAGAGAUGUAUUUAUUUAAAUAAGUUUAUUUUCUCUUGCUCUGCAAGGUUGAGGAUUUUGUUGAGGAUGUGAUGCCAGCAGCCACUGUGAUAGAGAGCAGCAGAGAUGUUACUGAGUGUUACUGUGAAAUAAACUGCAGUCGACACCUCAAACACAAUCCCGAACCCUCCUUCAGCAGCGGCUGUGUCUGUGGAGGCGGAGGGCGGAGGGCGGCUGUCCGUGGUGCUGCUGCUGCUGCUGCUGAUGAUGAUGGGAGGACUGAUGCUCUCCGGCUCCGUGCACAGCCGCUACUGCGCAUGUUGCAUGACAGGUACCACGCAAGCCUCCAUCUUGGGCAUCCCGAGCUGAGGCGAAAGGGCAGCAGCAGCCAUAUACACACUGAAAAUAACAACAAACCGGGCGCGAGGAGAGAGCGGAGAGCAGCAUGGGAAAGAAAAACAGCGGCUGGUCUGGAAGACUCUGUUAACGAUUACUACACUGUGUCAGCUUCACUGCCUCCAGUUUCCUGAGGAAUUGACAGGUGACAAAGCCAAACGGCUCAACCCACAGCAGAAUGGGCAUUAAGAAGCUCGCCAUCUUUCUCCUGGUCCUCUCUCUUUGUCUAGAGGGAGCAUCUGCCAAAGAAAAAGGGACGAAGAAGGGAAAGAAGAAAGGAAAGCAGGUUUACUGUCCAUCACAGCUGUCAUCUGAGGAUCUGGCCCGAGUCCCUGCGAAUUCAACCAGUAACAUCUUGAACAGGUUACUGAUCACCUAUGAUCCCAGAAUAAGACCCAACUUCAAAGGGAUUCCUGUGGAAGACCGAGUGAACAUUUUCAUCAACAGUUUUGGCUCCAUCCAAGAAACGACCAUGGAUUACAGAGUCAACAUCUUCCUGCGGCAGCGCUGGAACGACCCCAGGCUGAAGCUACCGCAAGACUUCAAGUCAGAUUCUCUCACCGUCGAUCCAAAGAUGUUCAAAUGUCUCUGGAAACCUGACCUGUUCUUCGCCAACGAGAAGAGCGCCAACUUUCACGAUGUUACCCAGGAAAACAUUCUGCUCUUCAUUUUCCGUAACGGGGACGUCCUCAUCAGUAUGAGGUUGUCCGUCACCCUCUCUUGUCCGCUGGACCUGACGUUGUUCCCCAUGGACACACAGAGAUGUAAGAUGCAACUUGAAAGCUUUGGCUACACCACAGACGACCUGCAGUUUAUGUGGCAGACAGGAGACCCAGUGCAGAUGGACGCCAUCGCUCUGCCACAGUUUGAUAUCAGACAAGAGGAUAUUGAUUAUGGGAACUGCACCAAAUUCUAUUCAGGAACAGGGUACUACACUUGUGUGGAGGUUAUCUUCACCCUAAGGCGACAGGUUGGCUUCUACAUGAUGGGUGUUUACGCCCCCACGCUGCUCAUCGUAGUCCUUUCCUGGCUGUCCUUCUGGAUCAACCCUGAUGCGAGUGCCGCCAGGGUGCCUUUGGGCAUCCUCUCGGUGCUCUCUCUGUCCUCCGAGUGCACUUCCCUGGCUUCCGAGCUGCCCAAAGUGUCCUACGUCAAGGCCAUCGACAUCUGGCUCAUCGCUUGCCUGCUGUUUGGUUUCGCCUCGCUGGUGGAGUACGCUGUGGUUCAAGUGAUGCUCAACAGCCCGAAGCGCAUCGAGGCCGAGAAGGCCAAGAUAGCAUCUAAGGAGAAAGCUGCGGGGAAGAGCCCCGCCGCCAAGAACAACACGGUCAACGGGACCGGAGGGACGCCGCUUCAUGUCAGCACCUUACACGUGGCGGAGACGCGCUGCAAGAAGGUGUGCACCUCUAAGUCAGACCUGCGGACCAACGAUUUCAGCAUCGUGGGCUCGCUCCCACGAGACUUUGAGCUGUCAAACUUUGACUGCUACGGGAAGCCCAUCGAUAUCGGCAGCGCUCACGGCAAAUCACAGGCCAAAAACAACAAGAAACCUCCUCCCCCGAAACCAGUCAUCCCCUCUGCUGCCAAAAGAGUCGACCUGUACGCCCGAGCCCUCUUCCCUUUCUCCUUCCUCUUCUUCAAUGUGGUUUACUGGUCCGUAUACUUGUGAUUAUUUCGAAAUGGUCUCGUAUUGUCAACCUCCCCCACUUCACCCAAUGAGUUCUUAAUCGACUACAUUCAAAAAGUUCAAUUCCAAAGUCAGUGAGUGCGUUUACAUGCACACUAGUAUCCUGGUUUUGAGUCUUAUCCUGUUUUCAGAUGCAGGAUGUGACGUUUAAGCUGAACAUGAAAAACCUGGUUAUUCAUAUCCCUGUAUACAUGAUCAUAACAGUAUCCAGGGUCCUGUGUCCUGAUUUCUCAUCAUCUCACCCACUAUUUUUUCUGUACAAAGAUUCAGAAUCAAGAUCAGGUGUUUACGUGCCAAAGUAUCCUGGUUUCUAUCGCAGUUCUCCAGCUAGCAGAUCCAGGUUUCUGAAACCAGGUACGAUGUUUACAACCCGAACAUAACUAGGAUGCUUAUGAAUGUGCAUGUAAGCGCACUCAUGGAGAAAUGUGAUUCUUACCCGGACAAAAUAAUUGCUGAGAAAAUAAAAACUUCUAUGUAUUAUUACAUUUAUACUUACAUACCAAAAUAGACUAUCAUCAUUUGUGUAUUAAACAAUGAUUAUAACUUAAACUUUCUUUACCUAAAAUUGAUAUAUAGCAUCUUGUACUGAAAAACCUAAUUUAUUGAUAAUGGUACUGGAGAGGGUAAUACAGGAUUGAUAACUGCUGUGAAAUCCACAAAGAUUAAUUGCGUAACAACCGAGCAGAAGGUGCACAGAUAUAUUAAAGAGCAUUUGUAAAUAGAUAUUUAAUUUUUCGCUCUGCCCGCAAGUUUAAUGAGUUAAUAGUUAAUAAGGCAUUUUAUUUCAGCUUCAAGGCAAAGUGUAACAUUGUAAUUACAUUGCAUGUUAAAAAAAAUUGCAUGUAUAUGAAGAUAAAAUCUAAAUAUAGAGAUAUAUACAAAGUAUUUAUUAUUGAAUUUAAUUAUUCUUAUGAUUUGCUCUUGAGAAGAUAAGUGGAUAUGUGAAACACUCCUGUUCCUGUCAGAUGGUAACGUGACACUGCCACCUUUCCAACUAAUGUAAUGUUUGACAUCACCCACCUGUAGCGUGUGUAAAUGGGUCACACGUGAGCCGUGACCAUGUAUUUGUGAAAUUUACAAGCAAAGAUUAAAUAAAAGAUCAAAUCACUUUUCACCACUUGAGUGUGAUUAAAGACGAACAC
This is a messenger RNA of Epinephelus moara (kelp grouper), 3583 nucleotides long. It is a transcript of the gene glrbb, whose product is annotated as glycine receptor, beta b. Gene Ontology annotation, biological process: signal transduction; chemical synaptic transmission; regulation of membrane potential. Bases 933 to 2423 code for a protein of 496 amino acids. Lineage: Eukaryota; Metazoa; Chordata; Actinopteri; Perciformes; Serranidae. Gene Ontology annotation, cellular component: postsynaptic membrane; synapse; neuron projection. The record is from RefSeq and is a predicted model, not a curated record. The transcript is spliced from 12 exons. Gene Ontology annotation, molecular function: neurotransmitter receptor activity; transmembrane signaling receptor activity; extracellularly glycine-gated chloride channel activity.